UUAGUUCAACGGCAGCCAGCGGCGCAAAUGGAACACGCGCAUCAACGAAUUGUGUAAAGCGGGCGAAAUAAAAAGGAGACGAAACGCGUCAAAGUGAAAAGCGCAGAAAGAAUUCACGUGCGCGCGCGAUUUUUCAACUGAGUACAACAAACAAAAACAAACUGUGUCACCCAAACAAUACAAAUCAUUAGCGAGUGAGAGCAGAACAACAAUACAAGGCAAAGAACUGCACCCAAGAAUAAAGCUCAGCUGGCGGCCAAAUAAAGUUCCUUUGCAGCCUAAAGCCAUAAACAUAUCAAAAGUGGAGCCGCGUUAUUCGAUAAAGUGAAAUGACUAUCUUGCCAGACAUUAAGGCCACCGACGCCGCCUGUUGCGUGGGUGGAGGCGACACCAGCAGCAACAGCGAGGCAAGCACCAGUGGCAGCCUCAAGGAGCAACAGCAUCAUCAUCUUCAUCAUCAUGGCAAAAGCGAUUGCCUGGGCAUGAAUUGUUGCACCUCGGCAGCGAGCUCAGAGUUGUCCAUCGAUGAGAAAUCAUCGACUUCGUCCGCCACAAAUAAGGUCAACAAUAAUCUCAACGAGUUUCGCACAUUCAAUUACCACGAAGCUGUGGCUCAUGCCAAUUUUGCCGCCUGCGAACCCAUCGACAUUGAAUUCUCCGAUGUACGCUAUGAGGUUCGCAAGUUUUCCUUUGCCGAACGCAAGUUUGUUACUAAGGAGAUCCUGCAUGGUCUGCAAGGCAACUUUAAGUCAGGUGAACUAACAGCCAUCAUGGGUCCUUCGGGUGCAGGCAAGAGCACACUAUUGAAUGUCAUGUCGGGAUUUUGCGCCUCCGGAGUCAGUGGCAACAUUCGCGUCAAUGGCAAACCCAUGGCCACAAGCUCGGAGCGAUUUCGCCGGCUGUCGUGCUACAUUCACCAGGAUGAUCUGUUGCGUCCCCAGCUGAUGGUUGGCGAGAUAAUGAUGAUGGCAGCGCACUUGAAGCUCGGCUUCAAAGUGACCAAAGGCUACAAGCUCAAUUUGAUCAAACACAUCUUAUCGCUGUUGGGCCUGGAGCAUCGCUUCAAUGUGCACACAGGAAAACUGUCGGGCGGACAGAAGAAGCGUCUUGCCAUUGCCCUGGAGCUGAUAAGCAACCCGCCGGUUCUCUAUCUGGAUGAGCCAACGACCGGCCUUGACAGCUCCUCGUGCAGCUCAUGCGUUGCCCUGCUUAAGAAACUUGCCUCGCAGGGUCACACGAUUGUCUGUACCAUCCAUCAGCCGAGUGCUCUGAUCUUCGAGAUGUUCGAUAAGCUCUACACUGUCGCCGAUGGUCAUUGCAUGUAUCAGGGCAGGGUGAAGGAGCUGGUGCCCUUCUUAGCCGAUCAGCAGCUCAUCUGUCCCAGCUAUCACAAUCCAGCCGACUACCUGCUGGAAGUGGCAGUUGGCGAACAUCAACGCGACAUUAGCAAUCUGAUAGAAGCUGCGAAACAGAAGUAUUACGAGGAUGCCAGUCGUUAUCCCUACGUUAAUACAGACGAUAUGUCGCGCAUUAUAUCAACGAUAAAAGAGAACAUUGGCGGCAAGAAGUUGAGCAGCUCGGCCCAAGAGCUCUCAACGCUGGCGAUCACACAAUUCGCCAGCUUUGACUAUGCGAAGUCGGGGUACCAAGAGUUGCCGCUAAAGGAAAUCAAUGCUCGACAACAAAACAACGAUGACGAUAAUGAUAAUGAUGUGGAGAUUGCCAAUAUGAGAAGCACAGAAUUGGAGACAUCUGAGAAGAUCGAAUCGGCCUCGUUCCUCAUGCAAUAUCUUCUCCUGAUGAAACGCAUUUUGGUCUGCGCCCGUCGUAACUAUUUUCUGCUCUUGGCCCGCAUCAUAUCGCACAUAGUCAUUGGCGUGAUAUUCGGCUACCUGUAUAUGAAUGUCGGCAACAGCGCGCACUCAGUGCUGGGCAACUACGUCUAUCUGUAUGGCACAACCCUCCUCUUGGUCUACACCGGCAAAAUGGCAGUGGUAUUGACAUUUCCCUUGGAGAUCGAUAUGCUGACGAGGGAACACUUCAAUCGUUGGUACAAGUUGGGACCGUAUUUCUUGUCGCUGAUCAGCUUCGAGAUACCCUUUCAAAGUUUGUGUGCCGCACUUUAUAUCGUUAUUAGCGUGCGAUUGACGGAUAACGAUAGCUCUGAAUCUUUCCGAAUCUAUUACUUUAUGCUCUUGGCCAUUAUGGCCACGCUCAGUGCUCAAGCGUGGGGCUUAUUUGUGGGCGCCACGCUGCCAACUAAGCUUGCCGUCUUCAUCGGACCUAUUUUGGCUGUAUUGUUCUCCGUUUUUGGCUUCUGCACACGUUACAUCGACAUAACGCCGAUAUUUCGUUGGAUGUGGCAUCUGAGCUAUUUCCGUGCUGGUUUCCAUGGAGCGCUCAAUGCCAUCUAUGGCAUGGAUCGCCAAUUCCUCAACUGUCCCGACAAUGUCAUGUACUGUCAUUUUCGCAGUCCCAAAGUCUUUCUCAAGUACAUGAUGAUCUCCGAUGUUCACAUGUCCGACUGUAUACUGCUCAUGGGCACUGUGAUUGGUGUGAUGCAUCUGCUGACGGUGAUCACGCUGUGGCGCAAGCUGAACAAACGAUAGAGCACCAUCAUACACCUAGAGUAGACUUAGUUAGUAACGAUUUUUGUAUAUAUUUAGGUGUCUAUUUCUUUGUUUUUUUUCGUUUUGAUUCUUCAAUUUCAUUUAUUAUUUAAUUGUACUAUUUAUUUAGCAUUAAGUUAAAGACAUUCAUUCGAUUUUGUUGCAUAACUUUAACCAAAUUGUUCAAAAAAGGCUUUAGGGUAGCAUUUUAAACACUUAUUCUCACCCAUAUUAAGGUAGUAUGUAGUUUUAAUUUAAUCUUUUACGCUGAUAUACCAAAAACACAAAAAAGAAGGAAAAACAUAAAAUACAAAAACA
Molecule: messenger RNA, 2927 nt
Organism: Drosophila nasuta
Lineage: Eukaryota; Metazoa; Arthropoda; Insecta; Diptera; Drosophilidae
Product: ATP-binding cassette subfamily G member 4
Exons: 13
Coding region: 330-2609 (759 amino acids)
Biological process (GO): transmembrane transport
Cellular component (GO): plasma membrane
Molecular function (GO): ATP binding; ABC-type transporter activity; ATP hydrolysis activity
Source: RefSeq, a predicted model, not a curated record